Zonotrichia albicollis (white-throated sparrow) is the source of this 3741-nucleotide messenger RNA. NCBI's taxonomy places the organism in Eukaryota, Metazoa, Chordata, Aves, Passeriformes, Passerellidae. The record is from RefSeq and is a predicted model, not a curated record.
GGCGCGGCGGCGGGAUGCGGGUGGCGGUGUCGCUGUCGCUGUGCUGGCUCUGGGCGGCGGGGCUCAGCCUGCCCCGGCUGCGCCUGUCCUACCGCGAGCUUUUAGCCUCCAACCGCUCCGUGCUGUUCUUUGGCCACCGCGGCUCCCUGGGCCUGCGCUGCCUCUACCUGGACGAGUACCGCGACCGGCUCUUCCUCGGAGGCAAGGAUGUGCUCUACUCCCUGCUCCUGGACGGGGCCACUGCAGGUGCCAAGGAGAUCUAUUGGCCACCCCGCCCUGGGCAGACGGAGGAGUGUCUUCAGAAGGGGAAGGACCCAGGGACUGACUGUGCCAACUAUGUCCGUGUGCUGCAUCCCUACAACCGGACACACCUGCUGGCCUGCGGGACAGGCGCCUUCCACCCCAUGUGCACCUUCAUCUAUGUGGGGCACCGUGGUGAGCACACCUUCAGCCUGGACGCUGCCAGUGUGGAGAGCGGCCGGGGCCGGUGCCCGCACGAGCCCAGCCGCGCCUUUGCCAGCACCGUCAUCGGAGGGGAGCUGUACGCCGGCCUCACGGCAGAUUUCCUGGGGCGCGAUCCUGGCGUGUUCCGCAGCAUGGGGACGCGCUCCGCCCUGCGCACGGAGGUGGAUCAGCGCCUGCUGCAUGAUCCCAAAUUUGUGGCAGCCCACUUGAUCCCAGACAACGAUGACCGGGACAAUGACAAAGCCUAUUUCUUCUUCACGGAGAAGGUGGUGGAGGCAGACAGCAGGGAGCACGCCAUUGUCAGCCGUGUGGGGCGUGUCUGCGUGAACGAUGCUGGUGGCCAGAGGGUGCUGGUCAACAAGUGGAGCACCUUCAACAAGGCCCGGCUGGUGUGCUCAGUCCCCGGCCCUGAUGGCAUUGACACCUACUUUGAUGAGCUGGAGGAUGUCUUCUUGCUGAGGACGAAGGAUAGGAAGAACCCAGAGAUCUAUGCCCUUUUUAGCACUGUCAGCCACGUUUUCCGGGGCUCUGCUGUCUGUGUGUACCGCAUGGCCGACAUCAGGGAGGUGUUCAAUGGGCCCUUUGCCCACCGGGAGAGCCCCCAUCACCAGUGGGCUGCCUACGAGGGCAGGGUGCCCUACCCACGGCCGGGCGUGUGUCCCAGCAAGACCACCAACCAGCCCCGGCGGCAGUAUGGCACCACCAAGGACUUCCCUGAUGAGGUGCUGCACUUUGCCCGUGCCCACCCCCUCAUGUUCCAGCCCGUGCUGCCCCGGCACCGCCGGCCCCUCCUGGUGAAGACUGACCUGCCCCAGCGGCUGCGCCAGCUCGUGGUGGACAGGGUGGAGGCUGAGGAUGGGCAGCAUGACAUCCUCUUCCUCGGCACAGAUGCUGGCUCGGUGCUCAAGGUGGUGGUCACGCAGAAGACAAACUCAGCCGUGACUGAAGAAGUCAUCCUGGAGGAGCUGCAGGUUUUUAAGAUGCCUGUGCCCAUCACCCAGAUGGAGAUCUCUGUCAAACGUCAAACGCUCUAUGUGGGCUCCAGCCUGGGCGUGGCCCAGGUGCGGCUGCACCAGUGCGAGUCCUACGGCACUGCCUGUGCCGAGUGCUGCCUGGCCAGGGAUCCCUACUGUGCCUGGGAUGGCACUGCCUGCACCCACUACCAGCCCUCGGGCAAGCGCCGCCAGCGCCGCCAGGACGGGCGCCACGCUAACCCUGCCCACCAGUGCCUGGACCAGAACCUCACCGUGGACGAUUUUGAGAGCAUUGAGGAGAAGGUGCUCUACGGGGCAGAGGACAACAGCACCUUCCUGGAGUGCGUGCCCCGCUCCCCGCAGGCCAGCGUGCAGUGGUUUGUGCAGAGGCCGCCUGACGAGCAGCCAGCUGUGGGCAGGGACCAGCUCCCUGUGCUGCUGCUGGGGCCUCUUCACCUGCUGCUGUGUGGCUUGCAGUGCUGCCAGCCUGGUCCUCCUGGAUGGGCAGGUCCCUGUCACCCUCAGGGGCUGCAGGGUCACCUCACAAACAGGCAGUGAGGUGGGACAUGUUGGCCCCCCUUGCUCUUGCAGGUGAUGCAGCAGGUGGGGGCCGUGGUGCCUGGGUGGGCUGGGGCACAGUGGCACAGUGCCACCCAGGCCAUGCUGUCACCCAGGUGCUGCCUGGGUCCCUCUGUGAAUACUGGGGCCAUGUGUGGUGCCAUGGGGAGCGGCUGAUGGCUCCAGGCUCUUUCCACACCAGCACAGAGCCUGGGGAAGAUGAUGCCUGCUCAUCUGUAUGGGGGAAAGCCAGCAUCAUCCCAAAAAGCCUCUGUGUGCAGGAGGAGCUCUGUCACCUGCUGUGCCUGGGGAGCCAGAGCUGUGCUGUGCCACCCAAGCUGUGUCCUGAGGGACAGGGCUCCUGCCUACCCUCCCUUGGCACUGGGACACACUCAGCAGUGCCAGCUGUUCCUGGGUGCAGCUCCCCACUACCCCUCUCACAGUUUUAGGGCUGGACAGGGCUGGGGAGAAAAGAAAAGCCAAUGGCUGUGGGCAGGUUAGACCUGUUCCUGGGUAAACACUGGGAGAGGCACUAAUGCCACCACUGUCACUGUGCCCAGGUGGGAGCAGGGACAGGCAGAGGGCAGCCCCAGCAGAGUUUGGGGGGCUGCACCACACCGGGGGUGGUUUCUGCUGGUGGGUGGCCCUGCAGGGCUGGUUUGGGUGGGCCUCUGCUGCCUGGCAGAGCUAAAGCAGCACCCAGGGCCUCCCCCAAAUGCAGGGGUUGGGGGUAGGAGCAUGGAGGGCACCUCCAGGCUGCCAGCAAGGUGUUCCUUGCUUUCCUCAGCCGGAAUGAGCUCACUCACUGAGCCCGGGGUGAUAAAGAUCGGCCCCUUCCUGAGGCAGGGCAGCCCCACACAAUGGUGUGAACCGCAGCCCCGCCGGGACCGGCAUUGUUCAGAGCUGCAGGAACGGGAAAGAAAAAUAAUAAUAAUAAUAGUAAUAAUAAUUAAAAGGCCCUAAAUAGCUCACACAAAGCCAGGUCAUGAUAUCAUCUCUCCUCCCCGUGGGCAUUUGUGCUGCAGCAGCAGCUCCCUGGGAGCACUGCCCCAUCCCAGAGAUGGGCUGGGGGCUUUGCCCUCUUUUCCUCCCUGUCCCACCUGUCCUGCAACCUCCUGGGAUGGGAGAGCUGUGGUGGGGCUGGCAGGCUGGGACAUUUCUGCAGGGAGGGGAGUGGUGCGGGUGGUGCUGAUUUAUGGAGCCAAGCACGGGGAUCUGGAUAAUUGCAGGCCUGGGGGGCACAGGUGAACAGCAGCCAGCAUGCAGAGACAGGGAGGGAUGGGGUGAAAAGCCUGAAAUGAGACAGCAGUGUGAUUCCCCAGGGCCCGGAUUACGCAGCUCUGCAGUGCCUGCACUGACCUGUGCACCCCUGUGCCCCACAGAGCAGGGCUGGGCUGCCCAAGCUGGGGGAGGCAGCAGGAGGGGCCCUGAGGGCUCUGCUGCCUUUGGGAUCUGGCCUGAGGUGAGCUGUGACACGCUGGAGGUGGCACCAGAGCCAGUAAUGCUUCAGAUUGAGCAGGAACAUGCACCAGGAGCAAACAGUCCCUAAAUAUUCCCUUCUUUUUUUGUACUUUUUGUACAGGUAUUUUGUCCCUGCUCCCAGUAAAUCUCUGGGGUGGCUCAGCCUGGUGCUCCUGGGUGCAUUUACCACUAAGGCUGGAGCAGGAGAGAUUUUUUCAGGGCUGCAUUCUGCAGCCUUGUCGCUGGUGAUCACCAGCCAGCUGAGGCAACCUGUGACCCUAGG